UGCAGAGGAGGGAGGAGGAAGUACGUUGGCAAAGCAGCCGUCAGCGGGCCCUCACGCUGCGUUGGGGGAUCAGACCCCAGGCAAAGGGAAGCCACGGGGCCAUCCGAGCUCCACUUCAGCCCUUCUCCAAAGCUGCCCCCCUUGGAGAGUCAACGCCAAAUCCUUCCUGAUCCACAAUGUCCCUCAAGCUGCCACGGAACUGGGAUUUCAACCUGAAAAUGGAUGCUGCCAAAAUAGCCCGCUCCAGGAGUGUGAUGAGCGGUGAGGCCGUGGCCCCCCAGCUUGGCCCCCCCAGCACCAUGGAGCGGCCACUGAAGCUGGGUUGGCUGAAGAAGCAGCGCUCCAUCGUCAAGAACUGGCAGCAGCGGUACUUCGUGCUGCGGGGCCAACAGCUCUACUACUACAAGGAUGAGGAUGACACCAAGCCGCAGGGCUGCCUGUCUCUCCAGGGAAGCACCAUCAAGGAGGUGGCUAGCAACCCAGAGGAAGGAGGGAAAUUUAUCUUUGAAAUUAUCCCAGGGCUUUCUGGAGACCAGAACCGGGCUGGGCAGGAUACCUGUGUGCUCAUGGCCAGCUCCCAGUCCGAUAUGGAGGAAUGGGUUAAGUCCAUCCGACGGGUGCUGGGUUCAGCCUCAGGAGCGGUGUUUGGCCAACGCUUGGCAGAGACCAUGGCCUACGAGCAGAAGUUUGGGCAGCACCAGGUGCCCAUCCUGGUGCAGAAAUGUGCCGAGUUCAUCCGGGAGCACGGGCUGAAUGAAGAGGGCAUCUUCCGCCUCCCCGGCCAGGACAAUCUGGUGAAGCAGCUCAGGGAUGCCUUUGAUGCUGGGGAAAGGCCAUCGUUUGACAGGGACACGGAUGUGCACACUGUGGCCUCUCUGCUCAAGCUGUACCUACGGGAGCUUCCUGAGCCAGUUGUGCCAUGGAUACAGUAUGAAGAUUUCCUGCUCUGUGGCCAAACGCUGGACGUGGACCAGAAAAAGGGGCAUCAGGACCUCUUGAAGCAGCUGUCUCUUCUUCCCAGAGACAACUACAACCUCCUCAGCUACAUCUGCAGGUUUCUAUAUGAAGUACAGCUGAACUCUGGCGUCAACAAGAUGAGUGUGGAUAACCUGGCAACAGUGAUUGGAGUGAACCUCAUCAGACCCAAGAUAGAGGAUCCUGCAACUAUUAUGAGAGGCACGCUGCCAAUCCAGAAAGUGAUGACCGUGAUGAUCAGCAACCAUGCAGACCUCUUUCCCCCAUCCAAGGACGUGCCGCCCUCCCCAACAACCCAACAGAAUGACAAGAAAACCCCCAUCCUGCGCAGCUCUGUGGGCUGGGACUCUGCAGAGGACUCCACAUUGCCCAGGGCAGAGAGCUCAGUCCAAAGGCAAAUGAAAGACAACCCAAGUGCCAGCCGUGCUCCUGGGCUGGCUGUGAGCUCACGUGCACCCAGCGAAGAUACUGGCGUGCAACCAUCCAAAGAUACACUGGGAAUGUGGAAAAUACAAGCAAGGAAAAGGACUCAGACUUUACCUAACAGAAAAUCCUUCCUGACUGCUGCAUCUCCAGGGGAGAAAGGCAGCAAUGACAGGAAUGACAUAUUUAACAAUGACUUUUGGAAAGGCUCCACACAGAGCAACCCAUGUUCUGUGCUCACUGAAGGACAUAAGAGAACGCUAUCUCAUGAUCUUUUCAAGCUGCUCGACCUUCACCGGGCUUCAGCUUAUGACAGCAUGCCCACCUCCCAUGUGGAAAGCAGCAGCUCCAGUCCCAGUCCUGCCAGCAGCUGCUCCGAUAAGGAAUUCCAGCCCUGCCCCAGCCCCUGCCAUCAGCCCCAGGAGCCAACCAGCCCUGCCAGCAGCCCUUCCGAGGUGUUCCAGCCUGCUCCAGAGAGCAAGGAGUCCCUGCAAAACAUGGUCCUGAAGCUGCAGAGAGAAAUGGAUGCACAAAAAGAGACCUAUGAGGAGCAGAUUAAAAGCCUCGAGAAGGAAAACUAUGAUGUUUGGGCCAAAGUGGUGAGGCUGAACCAGGACAUUGAAAGGGAGAAGAAGAAGUCUGAGGAGCUGGAGCUGAAGCUGAAGAACAUGGAGUGCUUGCAGGAGGACUUGGAGAAGAAAAAUAAGAUGCUUGAGGAGGAGAUAAAAACCAUUGCUAAAUCCAGGAGCAAAAGUGAUGCCAAAACCAACUAGGAGAAGACACCCAGCUGUGCACAAACAUAAAAUGCAGCUGCACGAAUUCAAAGGAAUUGCCAAGCAGGACCACAGUCAGGGACUUGUGUUGUCCAAUGCCCUGCGACUGGCUGUGGGCUUGUGCAGAGGAAGGAGCCUGGAAUUUAGAGGCUGGUUUAUGCUCUGAAACAGGAAAUUUCCAAAAUACUGUUUAGCUUUUACUUGUGUGUUUUUUUUCAAGUCCUCUUUCAGCUGCUCAAGUUACCUGUAGAACAGGCCAAUACCUCUUGCUGCUCAGUCAGAACAACUUGCACACAAAAAACCCAAAGCAACAAGAGUCCUUCCUGCCAGCCAGCUGGCUCUAUAUUGGAGACACUAGCGGUGCUUCUGAGUGGAACAGAGCAUUGCUAAAUCCUGGAGCUGGGAAGAUGGAAAACCCCCAAAGUCUUGGGUGGCACAGCCCAUCUCACAGCAUGCCUGGAUGCUGGGCUACAAAUGCUGUCAGCAACACAACCGAGACAUUUGCAUCAACAUAUGCACUUGGUUAUUGCUCUUAUAGAGCAAGAGAAGCCCAGACAGCUUGUUGGGUCCAUCAAGAAACCUCGUGCCCCAUCCCUUGUGCUGUGCAAGACUCGUCGAUAUCAAGGCUCCAGCUGUGAAAUCACAAAAAUCACAACUUCUUCAGUUAAAUUGCUCUUCACUUAUUUUAACUUGCUGAUUCUUACAUCCAUGUGUAUAUAAACCCAGCACGGUUGCUGUUGAGGCUUUGGAGUUUCACGCACAGACAUGGAGCUCUCUAUCUUUCAUUAUUUCAUCAGGAUUCUCUUGGCCCGUUGGUGGAAACCUGGGUUUGCAACCCAGGGAUGAUGCUGGGUCUCUGCCCAUCACUUGCUGCCUUUGGCAUGAGGACUAAUCAACAUGGCUAAUUGUAAACGUGUUGCUUUGGCUGCUUGCUUUCGCACUGCCUGCCAAUGAGUCACCAUGAUGCUGCUGAAGCUUUUGGAGUAGAACAAUAUAGAACAAGAAAAAUAGAACAAGACCCUGAAACCUUUCACUCAUUGAUAUUCAGAAGGGUGACCCACAACACACAGCUUCAGCCCAGCCUCUGUGGAUACAGAAAGGGGAUCAGCAGGAGUUAUCAACAAAGACUUGUAGGACUAAAUGCACUCUUCUGUGCCAAGCACAAUGGAGUUAAUGCAAAUAGAUUGCUGUUACUGAGGACUUGAAGUGAAAGCUCAGCUCCAGACAGGCUGCAGGACUGCUUAGCAGAGAUCUGCAAAGAAAAAAAGGACUGGAGAGAGAAAGAGAUUCAGAAGAGACUGUGAAAAGAGAAAGAUGGGAGUGGGAAAAUGUUUGUAGAGAAUAAAAGCCAUUAUUGGGUAUAUAGCACUUGCUGUGGGGGAGUUCUGUAGCCCUGAAGCUGACAACUCCUUAGGCUCAAGCUCAGACAUGGUGCAUGUAUUGAAUCUGUCUUUGCUCAGCCAUGGUUGGAAAAUCCAGGUAAAGGAAAUGUAAGAGUUGAGCAUUUAGGAGCCUGACCCAUAAACAGAACAUUCCCAUGA
Molecule: messenger RNA, 3712 nt
Organism: Phasianus colchicus (ring-necked pheasant)
Lineage: Eukaryota; Metazoa; Chordata; Aves; Galliformes; Phasianidae
Gene: ARHGAP25
Product: Rho GTPase activating protein 25
Biological process (GO): negative regulation of small GTPase mediated signal transduction; phagocytosis, engulfment; activation of GTPase activity
Cellular component (GO): phagocytic cup
Molecular function (GO): GTPase activator activity
Source: RefSeq, a predicted model, not a curated record